Molecule: messenger RNA, 360 nt
Organism: Staurois parvus
Lineage: Eukaryota; Metazoa; Chordata; Amphibia; Anura; Ranidae
Source: the annotation of a GenBank genome assembly
CAGGGGCGGACUGACCAUUUGGAAACUUGGGCACUGCCCAAGGGCCGGGGGUCAGUAGGGGGCUCCAUGAGAUGCCCCUGGUACCUUUUUCAUAGGCUUUUUUGAGUUUGACAAGGACACAGGGGCCCCAUGAUCCCCUAUUGCCCGGGGGCCCCAUGAGUUGUCAGUCCGCCCCUGAGUGAAAGUGAAAGAAAUGUCCAAAUUUUGGGUUUUCGCUAGAACAGGAAUAGAGGAGAAUUUCUGCAAUGGGGACACUUUUUCUGGUGACAACCAGGGAUUCCAUCACUUUGGAGGGAUUUCCUCUCACUUACUGUUUUGGCUAUGGGACAAGACGUGAUGGGAAAUCUCCCCAAUGGGACA